CGAUUCCCGGGACUGGUGAGAAUCACAACUCCUGUGGCACAGGAAAGGCGCUAAGGUUCGUUGAGCGAGGAAGCCCAGAGAAGCCAGAAGUGCGACGCUAUUUUGAAUAACAUUUAUUAUUAUCGUUAUUAGAUUUUAUUGAUGUGCGAUCCGUUGUGCGAAAGGGGGGUUCCAUCGAUGACAAAAAGCGACGAGUUUUGAUAAGUGCAUGAUGCGAUUAUUGUGAGCCUUUUCAUCGGCAAGUGUAUUUAUUGUUCGUUGUGGAAUUUUGAGUACGGCAGUGAUUCACGAUGUCCACCGCGUUUAUGGUCGAUAGUAUUCUGCAGGAGAAGGAUGUGGACCACUGUCCCAUUAGUCAUCAUCAUCCGUUGUUGAGUGGGGUUAGUGCCGACCGGGUUUGCUCAGUAGCGUCCGCUUCCGGGUCUGACAGUGAGUUUGAGGAACAUGUGUCGGAUCUGAAGGAUUCCAACAGUUUGUGCGAUUCUCCGAAGAGUUUCAACAGUUGUCAUAAUGUGAACAAUUCGUCCUUCUCGGACGAUGAAAUGGGCCCGACGACGGUGCUUCGGUCAUACAAUCACAGUUCGAACGAUGAAAACAAUAUGCUAAUGGAUUACUGCUGUGGAAAGUGUGGCCACUAUCAGUCCGAGCCGAAUUCGACGCACAGGAACGGAUCGGGCGGGAGGAAUUGCUCCCCCGGUGUGGGUGAUUACGAGUUUCGGUGUGAAAAGUGUGGUUUCAGUGAAUUUAUCGCGUCGAAACAGACGAUACUAAAAGAGGCGGCUAAACCUGUGCUGAAGUUCAGUGUGUCGGCCAUUCUGGGCGAUAAGAAGGAAUGUGUUAAAGUGAGAAAUGAGUUCAUGCAACCUCAACAUCUUUGGCCUUAUAUUCAACAUAAUCUCAUUCAGCACAGCCACUUAGCUAAUCCAGCAUUCCUCGCGAACCAUCACCCACAGCAUCACCACAAUCCCCAACAGUCCCUGUCCCCCCAGCAUCAUCACCAUCUAGUGCAAGUGAACGGAGGAAGUCCCGUCACUGCCAACAAUAACAACAAUAACAACAGCAAUGGUAGUAAUUGCAACAGCAGUAAUAAUAAUAACAACAAUAACUGCAGCAACACACCGAGCGAAUCUGGAAGUUUGCCAAACAGUCCAGAUCUACAAGAUGAUGGCACUCGUCUUCAGCAGCAGCAUCCGGCCUCGCAGCAGCAGCAGCCUCGAGAUAAUAAAAUCAUUGCGAAACCACUCCCCAGUCGACCGAUGCCGUUUCUGCAGCACGGCCUCAACCAUCCGCAUCUCCAUUCGCUGUUGGCACACUGUCGGAAUCCUUAUUUACCGGGAGGUCCUCAAGUGUUCCCACUGCCUCCAGGACAAGGCUUUCCAUGGGCGCACUCGACGCGAGGGAAACCCCGUCGGGGGAUGAUGCGGCGGGCGGUGUUCUCAGACUCCCAGCGGAAAGGACUCGAGAAGCGGUUUCAGCUACAAAAAUACAUCAGCAAACCCGACCGAAAGAAGCUAGCCGAACGUCUUGGACUGAAGGAUUCUCAGGUUAAAAUUUGGUUUCAAAACCGCCGCAUGAAGUGGCGCAACUCGAAGGAACGCGAGCUUCUGGCGAACGGAGGUUCCCGCGAUCAGACGCUCCCCAACAAAAACAAUCCCAACCCAGACCUGUCGGAUGCCCGCGGCGAUCGAACCCAAUCUUUGUCCCCGCCAUCUUCGCCACCACCCACAAUAUCAGACCAACAACAGCAACAGCCGCAACAACAACAAUCUCACUCUCCACAGGAACAGCACUCUCCCCAGCCUCAGAAGUCCCCACUUACCCCUCUGAAAACACCAUCACUGAUCAACUUCAAACCCAAAUUUGAGCUAUCCAAAAAUCCGGGGAUUGAAUUCAAGUACGAAUUUGAUGACAUGAACACAGCUUCAGCAAAUCCUCAGCAACAAACCCAACAGAAUCAACAGCAGCAGCAGCAGCAACAAUCGAGGCCACCAUUGCUCAAUAGCUUCUACGCGGGAGCGGACCGCGACCGUGAGAUGUUUGUGGGAAGCGGCGUUGUCUUCAACAAUCGACCCAACAGUUGCUCAUCGUCGGACAACAUGUCCUCGGGGCUGUACUACGACGAUUAUGACUCCAACUCGGACGAUUCCGACGAGGAAAUCAAUGUCACGUGACCUGACAGCGGGGAGGAUUCCGGUUAAGCAAAGUUCUUUCAUGUUUCAGCGCGAUACGUGUAUAAAUUGUUAGCUCAAGAUCGUUUCUAUUUCUGAUUUUUUAACACUCGUCACUUGUUAGCUGUAAGAUUAUAAAUGGUAUAAUAUUAGAGUAAAGGUAAAAAAAAAGAACUGUAAAUUUGUACAAGCAUCUCGAACGGUUUUUAGGCAACCUUAAAUUACUUUAGCAACCUGGCUACAAUUCUCGUACUCUUGUAUAUAGUUAUUAUAAGCAUAUGUUUGUUCUAUGGAAUACGGUUCAGCAACUUCAGGGUCGGAGACGCAGUCACCGAUUCAUCAAGCGUAUAAAAAUCAUUCGUAGGCUAGCGAUAUGAACUCCACUUUCCAGAGGAUAAAAACUGGGAUGAGUAAAAUGUAAUCUACUGUAUUCCACAAAUGUAAGGGUAAAAUGUGUACCGGAAUUUGAGAAAAUAAAAAAAAACAUUAAGACGGAAAAGUGGCAACAUCAUUCAAUAAAAUAGAAACCAAACAAAAAGUCAAGU
This is a messenger RNA of Toxorhynchites rutilus septentrionalis, 2713 nucleotides long. RefSeq lists its product as uncharacterized. The coding region runs from base 291 to 2171 and encodes 626 amino acids. The record is from RefSeq and is a predicted model, not a curated record. Gene Ontology annotation, biological process: regulation of transcription by RNA polymerase II. Gene Ontology annotation, molecular function: DNA-binding transcription factor activity, RNA polymerase II-specific; DNA binding. Lineage: Eukaryota; Metazoa; Arthropoda; Insecta; Diptera; Culicidae. The transcript has 5 exons.